UGACAGCCGUCAAAUCGCCCUUUCACCAGCUCAGCCACGUUCGGCAAUUUUUUCCUGUGUAUCUGCUAGUGCAAAAAUCAUCCAAAAUCCGGAUAUAAUCCGCAUUAAAGUCCGUAACCCUGCUGACGAUGAGUGAGACCAUCGCCUGUACGCCGGAAUCGGUGGUGUUCGAAGCCCCGCAGCUUCAGUUCAACGAAGAAGGAUGGGGCCCCUGUGAGCUUCCGGAUGCUUUUAAGGACAUCCCAUACCAACCGUUCAGCAAGAGCGACCGUAUGGGCAAGAUUUCCGACUGGACCGGUACGGCUCAAACCGACAAGAAGUAUCCCAAUAAGUAUGCAUCGCAAUUCGGAGGUGGCAACCAGUAUGCGUACUACCAUGAAGAGGACGAGACGACAUUCCAUCUGGUCGACAGUGCCAGGAUCCAGAAGCAACCGCACCAGCGCGGUCGCUUCCGUGGCAAUAUGAGGAACCAGCGCGGUCGUGGACGCGGAGGACGCGGUGGAGUUCAAGCCGGCGGCAUGACGAACCUUUCGAAGAAUGCUAAUAGAGGACGUGAUCAGCGUCGCGGAACUACCCGUAAAUGGGGCGCUCGUCCGCCACAAAAAAUUCGCGAUGCAUCGGUUGCCGUGCGUCCGGAUUGGGUCACCGUGGAGGAAAUGGACUUCCCACGGUUGAGCAAACUUUCGCUUCCGAAUGUUGAGAAGGGUGAGGAUAUUACCACUUGCGGAACGCUGGAAUACUACGACAAGGUUUACGAUCGUGUCAACGUCAAGAACGAGAAACCGUUGCAGCGUGUGGACAGAAUCUUCCAUACCGUUACGACCACCGACGACCCGAUCAUCCGCCAGUUGUCGAAAACGCACGGAAACGUUUACGCUACGGAUGCCAUCCUGGCUACGAUUAUGUGCUGUUCCAGGUCCAACUAUUCGUGGGAUAUUGUCAUUGAGAAGAUUGGUGACAAGCUGUUCAUGGAUAAGCGCGAUAACACUGAAUUUGAUUUGCUGACUGUCAACGAGACUGCGAUCGAACCUCCGAAUGAAGAUGGAAACUCUCUUAACUCGCCGCGGAAUCUGGCCAUCGAGGCAACCUUCAUCAACCACAACUUCAGUCAGCAAGUGCUGAAGAGCGGUGAGAAGGAGCUUAAAUUCAAGUUUGGCGACCCGAAUCCAUUCAUCGGAGACGACGAAGACGGUGAAGUUGCCAGCGUUGCCUAUCGUUACAGGAAGUGGGACUUGAACAACGGUAUCGAGUUGGUGGCACGUUGCGAACACGAUGCCGUCCUUCUAACGCCCCAGGGAGAUACGCAGUUCCUCACGAUAAAGGCUCUGAACGAGUGGGACUCGAAGGUGGCCAACGGUGUCGAGUGGCGUCAGAAGUUAGACACCCAACGUGGUGCCGUACUGGCCAACGAGCUGCGUAACAAUUCCUGCAAGCUAGCCAAGUGGACCGUGCAAGCCCUGCUGGCCGGGUCCGAUCAGAUCAAGUUCGGAUAUGUCUCUCGUGCCCAUGUGCGUGACUCCUCGCGACAUGUUAUCCUCGGAACGCAACAGUUCAAACCGCAGGAAUUCGCCAACCAGAUCAAUCUGAGCAUGGACAACGCCUGGGGUAUUCUGCGUUGCAUCAUCGACAUCUGUAUGAAGCAGAAGGAUGGCAAGUAUUUGAUCAUGAAGGAUCCCAACAAGCCUAUGAUCCGACUAUACGAUAUCCCGGACCAUACGUUCGAGUCGGACGGAGAAGAAGAGGAAGGCGACGACGGAGAGGCCUUCCAAACGUACGCGUAUGGACCGUCUGCUGCUACGACGGCGGCUGCCACAGCUGCUGCUGCCGCAGUCACCGCAGCAGCGGCUGCUUCUGCUGCUGCUGCGGCUACUGCUGCUGCCACUGCUGCUGCUGCGGCUACUACUGCGGCUACUACUGCUGCUGCUGUUGUUGCUGCUUCAGCAGCAUCGACGACUGCACCGGUUACUGCUGAAGUUGCUGCUGCUACUGAAACCACCACCACCCCAACUACUACCGCUGCUGCUGUUGCAGCUGCUGCUCCUAAAACAACUGCCCCAGCGGCGGCACAAAAGUAAGAUCAUUCAUUACUCUGAACAAUAUUCUAUGAUAAAAGUGGAGAGCAUCCCCUCCCAAACCCAGUUUAGCGAAGAAACAGCAGCCUCUUAUAUAAUUAUAAUCAUUCAAAUACUACUAAGCAACUAAGGAAAUUAACAACACUUUUGCUCUUUAGACAUCCGGUUUAGACGGAAAGAGGAAGUACGGAAAGUAAAUUGGU
Molecule: messenger RNA, 2275 nt
Organism: Ochlerotatus camptorhynchus
Lineage: Eukaryota; Metazoa; Arthropoda; Insecta; Diptera; Culicidae
Gene: eIF3d1
Product: eukaryotic translation initiation factor 3 subunit d1
Exons: 4
Coding region: 129-2075 (648 amino acids)
Biological process (GO): translational initiation
Cellular component (GO): cytoplasm; eukaryotic translation initiation factor 3 complex
Molecular function (GO): translation initiation factor activity
Source: RefSeq, a predicted model, not a curated record